ACAAAUAAAGUAUUCAAGCACAACAUUGAAUCUAUCAAUAAAAAAAAAUUUUGAAUGGCUUUCUUCACCAAAUGCCGAAUCUGCAUUUGCACGCUUAAGGAACCUAACGGAAAAUAUGACAUGAAAAAGAUUCCAUUGCUUGCACAGAAGUUUAGCACUUGUACAGAUUUGGCAAUACCCACAGAGGAGCAUCUCCCUACUGAACUGUGCCGACCAUGCCACGACAAGUUGGAACAUUUCUACUUAUUCCGCUCUCAAUGCAUUGCGUCCGAUACAAAGUGGCGCAUGGAGAUGUUAGCCAAUAAACAAAUCACAACAGUUGAAACGCAAAGAAGCACAGCAUUUAUUGAGGAGACAAACGCAAUUGUUGAAAUCACAGAAAGUGUUGAAGCAAACGAAGGAAAUACUUCAACAGUAAAUCCAGAAACGUGCUUAUUCAAAUGCGAUUUAUGUAGUGCACGCUUUCUAGUGGAGCAUCGCCUGGUAGCGCACAAGCGCCAGCAUGAUGGACUCAUGCCAUAUCCUUGCACAGAAGACGGCUGUGACAGAGCUUUCAAUCGGUUGCAUUGCCUGUCUGAGCACUUAAAGCAACACGUGGGAGACACAAGUUUGUUCAACUGCGAGCAGGCUGGCUGCAACAAAAGUUAUCGCCACAAGCCCACGCUAGUCAUGCAUAUGCGUCGGUGCCACAACCUGGGUCCGGAGCUAAGGUCGCACGUUUGUGAGUUCUGCGGCAAGAUAUUCAAUUCGUCAGCAGUGCUUAACGAUCAUCGUUACACGCAUCGGGACAAGUCGCAACUGCCGCAUGCCUGUUCUGAGUCCAAUUGCAAUCAACGGUUCUCUACCAAGGAAAAGCUUAAAGUGCAUAUGCUUCGCCACGCUGGCAUUAAGAACUUUAGCUGCCCCUACUGUGGUCUGCGCAAGACGACGCGCAACGAACUCAAAAUACACAUAAACUAUCAUACCCUGGAGCGCACAUACUGCUGCCGCUUCUGCUCAAAGGUCUGCCACAGCUCCGGCAAUCUCAAGUUGCAUGUGCGCACUGUGCACGAGCGUGCGAAGGACUAUGCCUGCAGUCACUGUGAUCGCCGCUUUGCCAAGCCAGACACGCGCAAAUACCACGAGAUGACGCACACCGGAGAGAAGCCCAAUAGUUGCGUGGACUGCGGCAAGCGCUUUACUCAGCCGGCAGCACUACGCACUCAUCGCAAAAUUCACGAGCGCCUGCGACAAAAGACACUUGCUACAACUACAGUGUAUACCUUAGCUUUAAGUGCCCCUACUGAAUAAAUUGGCUAUUAAGCAAGACCAGGAGAUUAACUCAUAUUUUUGGAAACACAUAUAAAUGUUUGCUUAAGUAUAUAUUUUUGAAAUUGUUAUCAGUAAAAGUUA
Molecule: messenger RNA, 1392 nt
Organism: Drosophila busckii
Lineage: Eukaryota; Metazoa; Arthropoda; Insecta; Diptera; Drosophilidae
Product: zinc finger protein 782-like
Exons: 2
Coding region: 55-1290 (411 amino acids)
Biological process (GO): regulation of transcription by RNA polymerase II
Cellular component (GO): nucleus
Molecular function (GO): DNA-binding transcription factor activity, RNA polymerase II-specific; zinc ion binding; RNA polymerase II transcription regulatory region sequence-specific DNA binding
Source: RefSeq, a predicted model, not a curated record